Molecule: messenger RNA, 501 nt
Organism: Corylus avellana
Lineage: Eukaryota; Viridiplantae; Streptophyta; Magnoliopsida; Fagales; Betulaceae
Source: RefSeq, a predicted model, not a curated record
AUGGAUCAGAGUUUGAGAGAUGCUGCUCAGGAAGGAAGCAUUGAUGCCUUGCACUCAUUGGUACGGGGAGACCCAUAUACUUUGGACACAAUCGAUAAAAUUCCAUUUGUUGAGACUCCUUUACAUAUAGCUGCAUCUGCUGGACAUACUCAGUUUGCCAUGGAGAUCGUGAGGUUAAAGCCGUCACUUGCUUGGAAGCUUAAUCAAGAUAGCUUCUCCCCGAUGCACCUCGCUUUGCAAAAUAACCAAACCCAUGUGGUGUGCUGGCUACUUGAUGCUGAUAAAGACCUUGUUCGUGUCCAAGGAAAGGAGGGUGCAACUCCUUUGCAUCAUGUAGCUCAAACAGGAAACCUCUAUCUUUUGGGCGAAUUUCAAAAAGUCUUGAGAUGGUUAUUGAAUGCUAGAGUUGAUACCAACGCUACGAAUUUAGCGGGUUUUACAGCUUUGGACAUCUUAGAAGGGCAAACACAGAUCGACAACAAUGAGAUCAGGAUAUGUUAG